UGAACUGCGUUUUCCUAGCCUGACACUAACAUACUCAAAGAACUGUUAAAUAGAUUAACAGUUUAGUGAGCAUCGCUUACAGCAGUGACAAACAUCAGUCAGCAUGAAAAAUGUACUGUUCUGUAAUAGCAGCCGUGAAAUGCAGUGAUUAGUGUCUAAAAAUGUACUCGGCAUGCAAUAAAGCUAUUUGAAAACAGAUUUUUUUGGAAUUACUGGGCAAAAACAAGGAUUGAUCAGAAUUUUCUAAGUGUAAGGGAUCUGCUUCUCACCAUGAGGGGCUUGCUACUGCUCUCCCUCCUGGCACUGUGCUUUGCCUCACCCUAUAGACCCCUAAAUCUGAAGAAAUUCUUGAAGGCACCCGAGCUCAUGCUGGAUUAUGAAGAGGAUGGUAACAACAGCCUGCCAAUUUUUAACAGAAGGAACAGAGCAGUGACCCCCUCAGGAUUUCCCUACUCAAUCUGCCCCUUCGGAUGCCAGUGCACACUCAGGGUGGUCCAGUGCUCUGAUCUAGGUUUGAAAUCAGUACCGAAUGACAUCUCCACAGAUACACUGAUGAUUGAUCUUCAGAACAACAAAAUAACUGAAAUCAAGGAGAAUGACUUCAAGGGAAUGAAUAAGUUAUACGCACUAUUUCUGCUCAACAACAAAAUAACAAAGAUACAUCCAAAGGCUUUCCGCAGCAUGACAAACCUACAGCUGCUGUACCUCUCCCAUAACCUGCUGCCGCAAGUUCCUGCCAACUUGCCCAAAAAUAUACUGGAACUGAGAAUCCACGAUAACAAGAUCAGGAAAGUCCAAAGAGAUGCAUUCAAAGGGAUGAGGUCCUUGCAUGUUUUAGAAAUGAGUGCAAACCCACUUGAAAACAGCGGCAUUGAAAUAGGAGCGUUUGAAGGCAUGUCUGUGCUUUUUUUAAGAAUUGCGGAAGCAAGGCUCACCGCAGUUCCGAAAGAUCUCCCUUCUUCGCUCUCUGAGCUUCACUUGGAUUACAAUAAGAUUGGGAAAGUGGAAGUGGAAGAUUUUAUUCGGUACAAAAAUCUGCAAAGGCUGGGACUUGGAUAUAACCAAAUUAAAACCAUAGAAAACGGAAGUUUAGCCAGUCUUCCCAAUAUCAGAGAACUUCACCUGGAUAACAACAAACUCAAGAAGGUUCCGCCAGGUUUGGCAUCACUGAAGUAUUUACAGGUGGUAUAUCUACAUGCCAACAAUAUAACCAGCGUGAGCGUCAAUGACUUCUGUCCCUCAGGAAGUAAUGUGAAGAAGACUCCAUACUCUGGGAUCAGCCUCUUUGCCAAUCCCGUGAAAUACUGGGAGGUGCAGCCGGCCACUUUCCGCUGCAUGUCCAGUCGAAUGGGAGUGCACCUCGGAAAUUUCAGGAGAAGGAAGUGAAGUCCUGCUUCCAUGAAUGCCUAACCUUUAAAACCGGAAAAUGGAAUUGAAGCUGAAGAGGUGUCAUUACUUGAAGUUCAACUCAACUAAGCAAGCUGGAGUCUGCAGUGCAGACAGACGUACAUCACCCAAAAAGAAAUUGUGUUUCUGUUCGAAGAGAAAUGCGGGUGCCUUUUGUUUUGAUACCCCAGUUUUUCAUUGCUUGCAGCACACAAUUUGCAAUAAGUAAGAGGAACAGAUGAGAAAGGUAAAAGACCUUUCAAGAAUAAUCACUUCUAUAGUCUAAGAAAUCAGAAUUGUAGAUUCUCUAAAAAUCCUUUUUUGUUGUAAACGAAAGCACUUUUCAACAUAAAAAGAGAUCAGACGUUGGACAAGAGUUAAAAUUUGAAUGUCCUAUUUACUAAACUCUUUUUAAUACAAUGCCACUUUGUAGCA
Molecule: messenger RNA, 1821 nt
Organism: Lepisosteus oculatus (spotted gar)
Lineage: Eukaryota; Metazoa; Chordata; Actinopteri; Semionotiformes; Lepisosteidae
Gene: aspn
Product: asporin (LRR class 1)
Molecular function (GO): protein binding
Source: RefSeq, a predicted model, not a curated record